AUGGGCAUAAGCUCUCUUGUAACAAAGCCCCCAGAACCCCUGCUUGAAAAAGCCAGCGACUUGCUAACUCAAUACCACAAAGCGGUGAUGAAAUACUUAGAUUUCCUCCAGGCCCAAUCACGACGUUCUAAAGAAGGAUGCCUGGAAAGUCUGAAGAAGUACAUUGACAAGAGCUUGAAACAGAUGUCUGAGCAGCGUGAACGCGACGACACAGUUAUCGAUCGCGCUCGAAUGGAAGUCGAGGCCAUGGAAGAAGGCGAAGAACGCAAGCGCGCAGCGGACCAGCUCGCUUCAAAGAUGAGGACAAGGAUGUUCGAUUCGUUGCUCAAGGCGGCAAUGCACAACGGCGUGCAGGAGUUGGUCGAGGCGGUUGAGGGGAUUGUGCGGAAUCAUGUGCCGAAUGAGGCCGAUAAUCUUUACUCGUAG
Messenger RNA from Alternaria ventricosa, 426 nucleotides. RefSeq lists its product as uncharacterized. The record is from RefSeq and is a predicted model, not a curated record. Lineage: Eukaryota; Fungi; Ascomycota; Dothideomycetes; Pleosporales; Pleosporaceae. The transcript has 2 exons. Bases 1 to 426 code for a protein of 141 amino acids.